GGGCAGGGGCAUGACGUGGGCAGGGGCAGGGCUGGCCAGAGGUACAGUUCCAGUGCUGGCUGCCUGGUCCUUGCCUUGGUAUGUAUUCUUUGCUAGACCCUCCCUGAGCCUCAGUCACCCCUGCAAUGAGAAUGGUUUUGUACAGGCUGAGGAGGACUUGGAGGACAGGGAAUCUUCUGAGCCCCUGCACUGCCUCUUUUCUCCCUCCCACUCCCAGUCAAACAGGACUCCAACCACACAAUCGGCGUGGAGUUUGGAUCUCGUGUGGUCAACGUGGGUGGGAAGACUGUGAAGCUACAGAUUUGGGACACAGCCGGCCAGGAGCGGUUUCGAGGGGGGCAAUCUCAGGGCAGACCCCAGCCUCGGGGGUGACUGGGUCCCCCUGGCCCCACAGGUCGGUGACACGGAGUUAUUACCGAGGCGCGGCUGGAGCUCUGCUGGUGUAUGACAUCACCAGCCGGGAGACCUACAACUCGCUGGCUGCCUGGCUGACGGAUGCCCGCACGCUGGCCAGCCCCAACAUCGUGGUCAUCCUCUGUGGCAACAAAAAGGACCUGGACCCGGAGCGUGAGGUCACUUUCCUGGAGGCCUCCCGCUUUGCCCAGGAGAACGAGCUAAUGUUCCUGGAGACUAGUGCCCUCACGGGUGAGAACGUGGAGGAGGCUUUCCUGAAGUGUGCCCGCACCAUCCUGAACAAGAUCGACUCAGGUGAACUCGACCCCGAGAGGAUGGGCUCAGGCAUUCAGUAUGGGGACGCAUCCCUCCGCCAGCUGCGGCAGCCUCGGAGUGCCCAGGCCGUGGCCCCUCAGCCCUGUGGCUGCUGAGACGUCCGGAGCCAGCUCACCUGUUCUCCAGGACCAGCCCUGCCCUCUGGCUGGGGCCUAGCCCCAGGCCCUGGGAGGCAGAGCCCCUCACCUGUCCUGGCCCCAGAGAAGCUGCCCCGCCACCUAUCCCCCUUCCCUGGCCUGGUGGGGCCUGGCUGAGGGGCAAGACUGAGCCACGGGGGAAGGGGGAAUCCGUACCUGCUGCUGCUUCCUCUGUCUUGGCUAACCCCUGUCCCCCCUGAAACCCUAACCAUACUCUAAGAGUUCCCAAAGCCUGAGACCAGGGCAUUUGGCCCCAGCUUCCUGCCUGGCCCUGCCAUUGCGAGUAUGUGUUAUUUAUUGCCUGGAGGCCUGUUCAGUCCCUACUCCACCUCCAUAAAGCAUUGUUUACA
Molecule: messenger RNA, 1216 nt
Organism: Panthera uncia (snow leopard)
Lineage: Eukaryota; Metazoa; Chordata; Mammalia; Carnivora; Felidae
Gene: RAB4B
Product: RAB4B, member RAS oncogene family
Exons: 6
Coding region: 126-824 (232 amino acids)
Biological process (GO): regulation of endocytosis; Rab protein signal transduction
Cellular component (GO): endosome
Molecular function (GO): GTP binding; GTPase activity
Source: RefSeq, a predicted model, not a curated record